AAAGCAUUCUGUUCAUGUCGUCUCGUUGAGUUCGGCCAUUCUCCAACCCGCACACCGCAGCCUCUGCCGCCGCCGGCGCUCGGGCUCCUUCCUCGCCGCCGCCGCGCGCCGCCGACUCCACCGGCCGUCCGCCGUGCCGGACAGGUGAUUUGAUUUCAUCUGCUGAAGGUGGGAUUGGGAAAUGCCGCUUCAUGUUCGCAUAAGGGAGAAGACGAGCAUAGCGAGUUUGUUGAGUUCCCGGAGGAACUGGAGUGGUGGUGGGGUUGAUGGUGGAAAGAAGAGUGGCAAAAGAGAAGGUGCUAAAACGAAAGGAACCAGGACAACUGGUAGGAACAAGAGUGAGAAGAGAGAAGAGCACAAGGAGGCACGGGGAAAUGCCGGACAGAGGAGGAGGUGGAGCGACACAAAUGGUCAAUCAGAUGCGAAGAAGAACGCAUCACAGGCUGUGAGGAGGAAAAGGAAGGGUGAUCAUGACUCAUGGAAUGGUGAUCACAGUGACACGCCGUAUUCUAAAUCAAAGCUGACCAGAAAUGGCCCUUCCACCAUGACCCGUGGAAAGGCUUCUGCUAGAAAAGGUGAUAGAUUUAGGUCUGAAACUUUGGAUGAGGAUGAUUUGCAUUCAAGGAAAAGGGGUAACAGUAUGGUUUCCAGUGUAAGUAGAGGGGGAAGGAGUAACAGCAUGGUUUCUGGUAUAACUAGAGAGGGAAAGAGUCAAUCAGUGUUCAGUAGGAAUGCAGAAGCAUCAUCCAAAGGGAAGAAGUUUGAUACACCUACCAGAGUCAGUCGCCAAAAAGAGGCUGCUACAGAUGCCAACUUGGAUGAUCAUGGCGCCGAAAGCAAGAAGUCGGAUGAUUCUGGCCAGAUUGCUGAUGAGAAGCCCCGCCCUCGUCGUACUCGAGUUCUGGACAAGACUGGGAAAAAAAUUAGGGUUGCAAACAAGGAUCCAGUUUCUGACAUUGAGGAAACCCUUCCUCCCAAGAAGAGGAAGCGGAUGAAACUGGAUCCCUAUGACACAUCAAACAAAAGACUUGAGGAUUCUACUGCCAAACAGGAUGUUUGUAGUCCAGAGAAGAUUCCUGAAAAAAGUCCGCCUGAAGAGACUGAGACGUCUAUAAAUGCUAAAUUCCGUGCUAUACAGCCAAGUUCCUCAAUCAUUUCAUAUGUGGAAGACAAUCUCCUAGGUCGUAGGCGCCUAAAUGAGAUAAAAAAUGCUGGCUACAAUGUUAAGCUCUCUGCCCCUUUGGAUAAUGUUCCCUUCUCAACCAGCCCUGAACGUGAGCGCAUAGAAGAAAAUGUGUUCAGAAAUAAGUUGGAGUUCUUUGCUGCAGCAAAAAUUUCGUCAUCAUUUCCUCCUCCUACGCUCCCAGAGAUAGCAUUUGCAGGGGUAUCAAAUGUUGGGAAAUCAUCACUACUGAAUGCACUUACAAGGCAAUGGGGUGUUGUGCGAACAUCGGAUAAGCCAGGACUUACUCAGACAAUAAAUUUCUUCCGGCUUGCAUCAAAGCUAUGCCUUGUCGAUCUGCCUGGAUAUGGUUUUGCUUAUGCAAAGGAUGAAGUUAAAGACUCAUGGCAAGAACUUGUGAAGGAGUAUGUUUCAACCAGGGUCGGCCUAGAAAGAGUGUGCCUUCUUGUGCACACUAAACGUGGAAUGAAACCAUUGGACUACGAGCUUGUAGACCUAAUGGAAAGGUCCAAGACGCCAUAUCAGAUUGUAUUGACCAAGACUGAUUUGGUUUUCCCUAUUGACGUUGCUCGCCGUGCUGUGGAGAUCCAAGAGAGCCUGAAAAAGAACAAGUCAGUGGUCAGACCGGUGAUGAUGGUGAGCUCUAAAACGGGAGCUGGUGUGCGCAACCUGAGAGGGGUGCUUGGGAAGAUUGCUCGCUUCAUCAAACCAUAACAAGAAGGUUCAAAUUAGUUUGGGGAGUUUGGAGAGUUUUAGCUCUUAAGCAAUUUUCAAGCUAGCUUAGAACUUGAGGCCAUAUCGUAGCAUGAGCAAAAGUUUUCUGGGAUUUUGGAGGCGUCUUCCAUCUAAGACGUUUGUGUCGCGCAGACAGAAAAACAUCCUGAUUCUACAUAAUUUAUGGCAUGUUAGGCCUACGUAUCGAUGUUUUGGAUGGAUGUAAUAUGACAAACAUGAUCACUGGCUCA
This is a messenger RNA of Oryza sativa Japonica Group (Japanese rice), 2148 nucleotides long. RefSeq lists its product as uncharacterized. Gene Ontology annotation, molecular function: GTP binding. NCBI's taxonomy places the organism in Eukaryota, Viridiplantae, Streptophyta, Magnoliopsida, Poales, Poaceae. The record is from RefSeq and is a predicted model, not a curated record.